Klebsormidium nitens is the source of this 1231-nucleotide messenger RNA. NCBI's taxonomy places the organism in Eukaryota, Viridiplantae, Streptophyta, Klebsormidiophyceae, Klebsormidiales, Klebsormidiaceae. The record is from the annotation of a GenBank genome assembly.
CAACUUCAAGCACACAAGGGAGGACCCUUCAGCAGGCGCCUUGCAAUCGGGCUCUCUUCAGGACCAUCUUCCACUGAAUCUCUCGGCUAGUUCAAUCGUCACCCAAUGGCUUUGUCGGGCUGUUUGCAAAGGUGCAGCGGCCUGCUAUCCUUCGCACCUGCGCAAGCAGAUGCGCGCAACAGGUCAAGUCCGAGAAGUCCAGGUCCUCCCGCAUGCACACUGUCCCGCCCGUCAGCUCCAAGCAGACUUGCACGUAUUGGCCCUGUCCAGAAGCAAUGUAGAAGCAGUGAGGUUAGAAGGCUCCAAACUCCAUCCUUAAGAAGUAGUAUGUUCUGCCGUCAUAGCGUCAAUUCUUCAAUGGCAGCCAUCUGCGGAAGAUUACAUCCAGCCAUGCGAGUUGAGGGGAAUGAGGGGAGGGUGAUGGCUCAGUGGCUGGAGAAUAAUGCGGAGGUUCGAGCUGACGUGCCACUAGAGGAGUGCUGGGAGCACUGGAUAGACCGUGAGAAGAUCCCUCAAUGGAUGCCCUGGAUCUCUUCAGUGAAGGUCCUCGAAGACACGCCCGACCUCUCUCGUUGGACCCUUAAGUACAACGCCUUUGAUCAGGACUUCACGUUUUCCUGGGUUGCCCGCAACAUGCAGCCAUUGCACCACCAGAAGAUUCACUGGCGGGCUGUAGACGGCCUUGCGAACAGAGGGGCGGUCCGCUUUUACAAGAACCGGGACGGAAGCUGCCAAAUCAAGAUGACGAUAUCGUACGAGGUCCCGGGCGUGUUGGCGCCCCUGGCCCAGGGUCUCACACCGAUUGUCGAGGGCAUCAUCCAGAAGGACCUGGAAAGAUUUGUCGAAUAUGCUAGGACGCACAGGUUGAAGGUGCCGGCAACAAAAUGAUAGCUCUGACCGGGCUGAAAGCCUUUGAUGAAUCGUCGUUAUUCGUUUUAACCUAGGAUUUAAUACGACUUGCUUAGUGCGAACAUUGAUUUAUAAAGACGCAAACAAACUUGAAAGCCUGAGCGCUUCCGGAGUAGCAAGGUGCCUAGUUCGAGGGUUUCCAGAUUCUUCGGCCGAUUCGUUGCAAAUGUUCUAGAGAGCUAGCUAGAGACGGCCGCAUCUUGGUACAUACACAUCAAAAGUUAAGUUAGCCUGACCUGCGAUCGGACUGACUCAGUUGAUUGGCUUUUCUAGCUGUGACCCUGCGUCACUGUCACUAAAAUGCAUUCAUGUAAGUCAUGGC